Venturia canescens is the source of this 2067-nucleotide messenger RNA. RefSeq lists its product as uncharacterized. NCBI's taxonomy places the organism in Eukaryota, Metazoa, Arthropoda, Insecta, Hymenoptera, Ichneumonidae. The record is from RefSeq and is a predicted model, not a curated record. Bases 787 to 1605 code for a protein of 272 amino acids. The transcript has 4 exons.
GCGUGUUGUUUUAACACGUUUCCAGCGUGUUUAUGUUGUCGCCAUUUUCGACACGCUUUUUGCCGUGUUGUUCAUGAAAACAACACAUAUUAAUCGUGUUUUAUAAAAACGCAUUUCCGUGUUGUUAAAAAACGGUUUCCCGUGUUGUAAAAAAACGGCUUUCCGUGUUGUUACAACACGUUUUAGGCGUUUUCCUCUUUGUCGCCCGAUUCGACACAUAUCAUGGCGUGUUGCUGUUGUGCAUAUCCGCACACUUGAAAUGCGUUGUUGGCUUGCGAGUAAAUUCACUCGCAAGAAUGGCGAAAAAUACAACAAAAUAUUUUUUUUUUACCGAGAAUUACUGGAUGCGUCUCGUUCGUGAACCUCGGAUAUCAAAGUUCGAAGAUUUGGAAACGAAUUAUUUCUGAGAAAAAUUCGUAUACAUCGAGGGGGGAUUCGAUCGACCUACCUACCUAACACGCUCUAACUUAACGGACGCACGCUACCCACUACACUAAUUCGCUCAUGAGGUAAUGUUGUCAAAAAGUCCGUUAUACGAAACGCAAACAUUGUUUACGUUUGUAAGUGUGAGCUAACCUCGUCUUCGUCCUUUGUCCAGCCAGACUCUUUCUUCUUUUUCUUUUUGUUUGUAGUUGGCUCGAGUCUGCGCUCCUAUAGCGUUAAGACCAUACGGCCAUGUGAUGAAAACUUGCUUCUCGUUUUCGUGAUUAUUCGGUUCGAUUCGGUCGGCGAAAAGACGCAUACGUUUAAUUCACUUAUUAUUUGUGCCACUCAGCGAGCAUAAAAAUGGAAAAAACGAUUUAUUGCAAAAACGAAGAGCGAUGCAAAAAAAUUAAAUUUUGCAAAGUGAACGAAAAAAUGAGUGAUUCCGAAUGUGUCAUCCAAAAAAUCCGCGAAGCUUGUGAAAACGACUUGCUUCUGAAAAAGAAAAUCGAAAAUCAAGCCAUCGUGUUACAGAAGCUGAUUCAAAAUCAAAACAUUUUAUGUGACAUCGAAGCAGAGGAAGAAAUAAUCGAUGAAUUGGAAAUAACCUGCAUUGUUCCGUUAGGCGAAAGUCUUCUAUCGUGUUCAACGAUCUACGCUAUCGAUCAAGACGGCUCUCUCAUUGAAACCCAAGAAAAAAUAAGUGAAUGUGUGGAGGAGAAAGAAAAGGAAAACCAAUCAAUCAACAGACAAUUUAAAAAACUGAAAACAAAUGACUUCACUGAAAAAAGAAGCAUAAUUUCAAGCUUCGUUGGAACGCCAACAUCAUUGCCAGAACUGACCCCGGAGUUGGUUCAAAAAGUGAACAACGGAGGAAUGUUACUUGCUCAAAAGUCAUUAACGUAUUUUUGGGCAACUGAUCUUUUGCAUCGCACUAAUGGCAUGCUGAGUAAAAAUGAUUAUUUCAACUACGCAAAAGCCAUUGUUAGUGCUUAUCCAGAGCUCAGCGGCGGAGACCAUGGAUGUGGGAUUGUACGACAUCAGUCAAGUACAAAUGUGCGGAAUCGACGUGCUAAUUCAGAACGAUCUGUAAUGAAAUUUGGCGAAGACAAAUUGAAAAUCGGUCAAAAUAUUCCAACUGUUUUACGAUUCAUAAAGAGCGUCCUGAUGUACAUGGAGUAGAUGCGUUAAAAGAGCUCGAAAGAAAUAUGAAUUCCGCGGUGACACACCGCACGUAUAUACGUCUAUUGCUCAAAGAGUCUGUGAAUUUACGGAAGAAAUGGAUAAAAAUAUUUACACAAAUAUAUUGGAUAUCAUAAAACGGCAAUUUCGUUUAGGUCGACAUUGACGACAAGAUAUUUGCCAUUUUAUUUUACUUUCUAAAAUGUAUUGUACAUAUAAGUAUGAGUAACUUCCCAAAACCGUGCUGAAAUCAUCCGUGUUGAAACAACACACAUUAUCAGUAUUAUAUAAAUUACAAAACGGAAAUUGCCGUGUUGUUCGAAAUUUUACGGCGUAACGUGUUGCUUCAACACGAUUCGUUAAAACAACACACCUGCGAGAUGUAUUGUGUGUUGUUGCAACACGAUUAGUUAAAACAACACACCUGCGAGAUGUGUUGUGCGUUGUUUCAACACACCUAAC